Messenger RNA from Mesocestoides corti, 1089 nucleotides. The record is from the annotation of a GenBank genome assembly. Lineage: Eukaryota; Metazoa; Platyhelminthes; Cestoda; Cyclophyllidea; Mesocestoididae.
UUGUUUUUCAGUUUCGUAACCGUCGUUUACAAUAAAAAAACAAAAGGCGUACAAAUCUCUUACAAUUUACCCGAAUUCUUAGUACCCAGCUUUGAUGUCGAGGGUAUUGACGAGGAUAACUCUCGCACUCUUGAAGUCACUCGCGAUUCGUUAACCCAGGCCUUUGGAUCUGCAAAGAGCAAAAAACUAAUUAAGGCCGCAGAUCAAAUGGCUGCACAUUCUUCAGCCGUUAAUGAUGCAAGUGUCCUACAGCGUGUUGCCCAUGGACAGUCGGUAUUGACCAAGAACAACCAAAACUCAGAUAGUAAGCUCAGCUUCAAUGGCGAUGCCUCCGCUUCCCAACGCGAGCAACUUCUGCCCAGUUUUGAUCAAAACACUCGUUGUGUUUCGCACGUAUUUCCCAUUGGCAAAAUUGUCUCCUCGGUUGUAUCUGAGAGUCUUGCAUCCGAAGCCAAGGCACUUUCUGAAGCAGAUGACGCUGUGCGCAAACUCUGGGUAACUGAGAAAAAGUACCCACAUUUUAUUAUUGAUCGUCUUAUCUAUCUUCCUGUGGAUAAUGAGUCUAACAGUAUUUCAACACCUGUCGUAAAGAAAAGAAGAAAGUCAGACAAGUCCGAGAAGCCUGUGUCACGAAUGCAGAUGGCCACGAACCUGGCUCUCCUUGCGCAUAUGUUCAGAUUGUAUCAAUUAAAACCAAGGGAGCUGCAGCAGAGAACGCCACUAAAUAACACUCCUCUACCGGUAUCAAAACAUCUAUUGUCGGAGUUUACCAUCUUAACAACAAAGGAGGGAAAUGAGCGAACAAAAAUAAGAACCAUGACUCCUACACUUCGAGACAAACUGAUAUACCAUAUACUUGUGCUCCUCCUUCACUGUGACAACUUUGCUACAGUAGUCGACAACCUCUCCAUUGAUUUCAAACUUUCCACCUUACGCCUGAAAAACUACUACUCCUUUAUUGGAUGCAACUUUGCCAAACGGGACCUGGAAGUAAGCGAUUCAACUACUGAGGGAGAGAAACACCAACACACCGUCGCUCGCCUUUCUGCGCCUCUUGCCUUUAAAAGCACACGGAUAUUUAAGCGAUAA